AUGUCUACCGAAGUCCCGUCAUCAGCUUCGGCGGCUACGGCGCCAACCUUCGCGUCAUUGACAGAAGAAGAGAACGAGACAAUCAAAAUGGCUUUCGACCUUAGCUCCAACCUCCUCCAAGCUUCCGGUACCCAAAUCAGCAGCCUCACCAACUACAUGGCCCCCCUGCUCGCGGGCCAGAUAUUCAACGGCGAUAACGUCGAGAAUGAACAGCUAAGAUUGAUCCUGAGGGGUUAUAAGAGUGGGAAGGAGGCGUUUGGGGAGCUGGAGGGGUUGAGAGAGGAGAUUAGGAGAAUUGAUGAGAAGACUGGGAGGGCUUUGUCGUCGUGCUGGGGGAGUCGAGUGGCGGAUUCGGUCAAUGAGGCUACGAAAGAUGACUCCGAUAGUUGGGAUUCGGAUUCGGAGUCGACUUCGGAUGAUGUCGAUAAAGAUGAGCGCGUGCCGAGGAAGCGCCGGCGUUAUGAUCCAGCAUUGACGUCGUCAACUUCUGGUCCUGUCUAUAGCGUGUAG
Messenger RNA from Cryptococcus amylolentus CBS 6039, 510 nucleotides. RefSeq lists its product as hypothetical. The coding region runs from base 1 to 510 and encodes 169 amino acids. The transcript is spliced from 3 exons. Lineage: Eukaryota; Fungi; Basidiomycota; Tremellomycetes; Tremellales; Cryptococcaceae. The record is from RefSeq and is a predicted model, not a curated record.